AUGGCUGGAGCUGGAACAGGAACAUCUAUGCUUGGAUCUCUUCUCUUGUUUACAGUGAUACUCUCUCUUCAAGAAAUUUACAGAGGAAAGUUAGCUUCUUCAGAAGUGUUCACGAUUCUUGGUGGAUUCACAAGCUCUCUCCUUUUUCUCUUUUCUCUCACUUUCAUUGGAAAUUUCCAGGAGUCUUCUGGUAUGAAGAGUGGAUGGGGUGCAGUCAUUCUUGCAGAAGUCAUAGCUCUUAUCGCUGCUAGCACGGUGCAUCGGGUUUGUAUUACAACCUGUUUCUUGUUCUCUGCUGGGCUAUUAUACGAGAUGAACAAGGUCUCGGGAUACAUGCUAUCCAAAACCGAGUCAAAGUCUAAGAGACACUGA
Arabis nemorensis is the source of this 372-nucleotide messenger RNA. NCBI's taxonomy places the organism in Eukaryota, Viridiplantae, Streptophyta, Magnoliopsida, Brassicales, Brassicaceae. The record is from the annotation of a GenBank genome assembly.